Bombus huntii is the source of this 6839-nucleotide messenger RNA. RefSeq names its product lipase member H. The transcript has 7 exons. The record is from RefSeq and is a predicted model, not a curated record. Bases 898 to 1947 code for a protein of 349 amino acids. Gene Ontology annotation, molecular function: lipase activity. Gene Ontology annotation, biological process: lipid metabolic process. Lineage: Eukaryota; Metazoa; Arthropoda; Insecta; Hymenoptera; Apidae.
UUACCGAAUCGGAAAUAAACCGGUAUCUUCCGGCUGGAUUUUGUUGGUGCCAUAAGGUAAGUCAAUUAGUUUUAAUAAACAAGCUUAGUACGACUGCUCCAACUCAACCACCAUCGAUAAACCAUUCACAAAAUGGUAAAUUAAUGUUGUUUACUUACGUCAUCGUGCACAUGAAUUUUGUUGGUGUCAUAAAGUACGGAACGAUUAACUUUAUCCAAAAGACUGGAUGUGACUCCCCUAACUCUGCUACCAUUCCCUGACCACUUCUGGUCAUUCACAAAACAGUUAAUUAUUAAUUUAAUUAAUUGCAUUACUAUAAUUGAAUUAUAAUUAAAUUAUUAAGUUAUAAUUAAUUAAUAGGAACACAAGACUGUACCAGGGCUCAAAGAUUUUGAGACGGAAUUUCUUGAGAAUCAGUGGGAAUUUUUGGCCCAAAAUUGAGGAUUUAUACUAAGCGAGUAUACUGCGCAAGGGGAUGGCACGCGAUAUCUGUUGGCGAAUAAUGGCUUAAUUGCACGCGAAUGAACGAACUCACUGCAAUUGGCCGUGGUAUGUAUAUGCUUUACCGGAAAUACGAGGCUCGCCACGAACAUCCGCCGAAGAUGCAACACCCUGGGCGGUACUAAACCUAUCGAAGCAUCAAUAUUCUACCUAACAAUGUGCACAUUUCGCGAUGCAUCGUGCAUACGUGCACUGGCGUGUGUAAAAUCGCAGAGAGAAGCUAUUGAACGCGUGAAGCAGCUGGCGACUUUCUAAAGUCCCCCCCGGGGAUCCUCUGUAUCCCUACGGUGACUUUGCAUGUUGCAAUCGGCCGAGAGAAGCGGCGGGAAGCACUUUUACUGAUUUUUCACCACCGCGUGUCUGAAUGUUAUAUCACAAACCACGCGAGCGCGGGAGAUGGCGGUCAGUGUCUUGAGAUAUCUCAUGUUCGUCCUCUUUGCUGCGUUGCAGUAUCAUUAUGUGAGUGCGGAGACAAAAACGUUCAAGGAUCUGUUUAACAGUACAUCCUGUGCGAAACCACCCUUUGAAUGCCCACAUCCACAGAUCGAAUUUUAUUUGUACACAAGAGAAACACAAAAGAAGCCUCUACGCAUUAACGUGCGAAGGUUCGAGUCACUUCAGUACUCCAAAUUCAAUAAGUCACAUCCCACGAAAAUCAUUAUCCACGGUUUUGGUGGAGGGAGGAAUUUAAUACCCAGCCCGGAUCUUCGAAGAGCGUAUUUCACGCGAGGCGAUUACAAUAUUAUAAUCGUCGAUUACGGUUCGUUGGUGCGCGAGCCUUGUCUGUCGCAAAUACAAUGGGGUCCAGAUUUCUGUUCACGAUGUAUUGCUCAAUUGGUAAGGUACUUGAGGGAUCAUCCUCGUGGAACGAGGGUGGAGAAUAUACACGUGCUCGGAUACAGCGUGGGUGCGCAUAUAGCUGGUCUGAUUGCGAAUUAUUUGCCCGAUGACAAGCUUGGAAGGAUUACAGGACUCGAUCCAACGAUAUUUUUCUACAUGAAUGGGAACCGGUCGAUGGAUUUAGACGAAACGGACGCGCAUUUCGUCGAUGUGAUCCACACUGGUGCCGGGAUUUUGGGUCAAUGGGGACCGACCGGGCACGCAGAUUUCUAUGUGAACGGAGGUUCCAGCCAGCCCGGAUGCGCGACAACUUCCUUGCUCCAGACGUUGUCGUGCGACCACACAAAAGUGACGCCUUAUUACAUAGAAUCAAUCACGACGAAAGUAGGAUUCUGGGCAGCGCCGUGUGGAAAUCUCUUUUCCUACCUGAUCGGCUGGUGCAAUCCGAAACUCGAAGAGCACAUACUCAUGGGAGAAGACGCCCCACAUACAGCACGAGGCAUCUACUAUCUGUCAACAAACGCACACAAACCAUACGCCCGAGGCCUUCCCGUAAAAAGCCAACGAACGACAAAUCGGAAACGAUCGUCCUCCCGCCAGUACUAAGCUUACUGAAGCAGUUAAUCAACAUAAUUAUAGAAUAAUUAUAGUAUACGCGGUUAUUAGUUGUAUGUACUGUAUGCUGUGUUAUGUUUGCCUCUGUUGUUUCUUUGUAUAUUUUUUAAUUAGUUUUUACGCAAUAAACUAUUUUGCUACGUAACCUACCAUCAACCGCCGCAUACCAUUGCUAGUUUGCCGAUUAAUGUAUUUAUUCCACUGGAUUCUAUUGUUAUGGUGUUCCAAGAAUUAUCGCUUUUUCCGAUUCUGUCAAUUUUAUGGAAUCGUCCGGCGUUUAGUGAUCGUACGAUCCUCGGUUUUCGUUAUUAUAAUAUAUGUAAAUCUAUUCUUUACCGUCACGGCUCAUCGUUUUUCUAUCUGUGAUGAAUAUGAAUGUAAAUUAUAAUUAGAAACAAACAAAUUAUUAUAUUAGCGAAAUAGACGAAUUGAGAACCAAGCUAUCCUUUCGAAUGAUUUUGGAGUCUAAUCAGGAUAAAAUAAAUCUUAAACUUAAAACGGAAGGAAAAAAUAGUCUUGAGAUGAGUUAUUGAAAACAAAAAUUGCUAUAUCUUCCUAACACAUAGGCGUACGAUUUUGUAAGUAUCGUGGUUCCUACGCGAAACCUAUGAAAAUACGUGUAGUAUAUCGAAAUGAUGUUCGGGAAAAAGAGAACGAUCGAUCAUUACGAAUUUUAUGUUAACAACAAUAUUUAUUACAUAAUAAUUAUGAUAUAUAUAUAUUUAUAUAUAUAUAUAAUAAUAAUAAUAACGUCUAUGGAUUUACAGUACACUGUCGCGCUAAACCUUAGUUAUGUAUAAUAUGCAAUGGAAUGAUUACAAGUUGUUAAUACAUCCACGUUUCAAGCUUUCGAGGCAUUCAGGGCUUCGUUUGUUUUUUUCAGAUUGGCUCGAAUGCGGUGUAAAGGGAACCGUGUCCCUUCGUCUGCUUCACAUUUCGCUCUUCCUCGCUCUCUUUCUCUCCCGCUCUCUCUCUCUCUCUCUCUCUCUCACUCUCGUUUUCUCGGCGGGACCGAUGCUCGGGUUUGAUCGAGAGUAAAAGAUCGAUCACGAUCUAUUGUCGAUAUUUAAUUCGUUCUCACGGGCAUCGUCCCAAAACGUAGGACUUUAAAUUUCGUGUAUAUAUAUAUAUUUUUUUUUUAUAUAUAGAUCUUUAUCCGUAUAGAUCAUAGAGUUAAGAAUAAAUUCUCUACACCUCUUACAGUGGACAACGUAGGAUCUACGAUAAAAAAUGGACAGUUUCGGUUGUUCGAUGGGUAUAUGACAAAACAGAAAUCAAUUUCUAGCGCGGAGUCUUUUUCUUCCGGGAGCCAGAACGAUGCUUCAACAACUUCAACGAGCUGUGCGUUUCACAUUUUCUUAAUAUUUUUGUUGCUUUCUAUCCUCUUAUUUUAUUUUUUAUAUUUAUUAUUUAUUUAUUUAUUUUUUUUUGGUUGCUUGCGUUAGUACUAGUAGCUAUCUUUAGCGUUAGUGUGUUUGGUAUCAGUAUGUUCGUUUUAUCGUUGUCGAUUGCUUUGGUACGUUCCAUUAUUGUUUUCAUUGAAGUUAUUUCUUGUUUAGUUUAUUUUCAUUUGGACCCUUUCGCGACGGUAACGUCUAUGUAAGAAUUUUUGUCAUCCAUUUCGGGUUCCGUGUAAAUUGUCAAGGAGUAAUUCAUACGCGUUAUAAAUACAAUUUUAUUGUAUAGCAUGAUUCAUUUACAAGGCGCGAAGCAAUUCAACCGAGAUUCGAAGUUCAAGUCUUUGGAAAGCGAUCAUUUUUGCGCCGUUCGUACACUCUUUAUGUCCUUCUCUCCUUGUGGAUAUCUCUUUCACUCGAAUGUGAAUAUUAUGUUACACGAGAAACUUCGAAUCCUGCGAUAACACAUAGUUUAAUGAAUUAUUCUUCGUUGACGUCGAUUGAUAUUGUUGAAUGGAAAACAUUACGACUAUAUGGAAAGUAAUUUUUUGUUACUACCACUAAAAUGUAAUUCUCUAUCUACUGACUAUGUUUCUGAAAACCGUCCCAAAAGGGUUUAAGAAAACUCAUAUCAUUGUUACUAAAGAAAUCUACUUUUUUUUUUUGUUCUUUUACUUUUUUAUGUUUUUGUUUUUUUGGUUUUAGUGACGAAUCACGGUGAAGGAAAAAGUUUGAAAACUGAGCAAUUCAUGCAUUAUCCAAAGAGGAAUUUAAGAACAUCUAAGGAGUCUUUUUUCAAUUCUACGUGUUAAUUAUAUUCUGCUGUGGCAUCGUUCUACUCGCGAAGAAAUAAAUAUAAAAGACGAAAGUAAAAGGUAAAUCAGUAUUUUACUAUCAGACUAAAUUAAGGCUUUACAAAGAUUCAUUGUAUUUUUUUGUUUCUUCUCUCUCUUUAUUUACAUCAUUGUUUCUUUCGUGCGCUACGUGCCAUUUGGACCGACGUACACAUCUAUUUACGUCUCUUGGACAAUCCUUAUACUGCUAACAUGACAAUCGGUACGUUUGUUGAUCGGACCCGCCAUUGCGCGCGAAUUUCGAAGGAUUUGAAGAGAACAUCGCCUUAUAUUCUUAAAACUGCUCGGAAAUGACCAUGCUCGAAAGACUGGCGCGGUUUGUAUCGUUUAAGAACUUUCGAUUGAUCGUCUUUUAUGAAUAAUACGAAGAAAAUGAGCGAUCUUCGAUUAUACGUGAUUUCGAUAAAUCGCGAGUGCUACACUGAUGAUAGUUGAUGGUUGCUAGUAUGUCUUUAUCCUUGAGAUAAAACUUAUCAUCGCGAUACAGAUACUUAAGAGCUAGAAGAAAUGUGAAAGAAAAAAAUACAGACGAGUAGAUUUAUUUGUAACAAAUAGCGUAGAAAGAUCGAAGGUAGAAAUAAGAUACUUGAGAAAUAAUUAGUAGGGAACUCAACGAUUACUUGGAACUUUUAAAUGUACCGUUUUAUGAUUACUACGUAAUGUAGUUAUACAUUUGGUAAAAAAGCACAGGCAUCGAGGUCUUAGGCACAUGUAUUGUUUGCUCGUGUAUCACUGUAGAUCCAUUUCCGCCAAAUGCUUUCGAGCGUGCUCCAAUCGCUAAGCACAGUGUUGAAUUUUCUAAAAUUAUAUAUAUUCUUCAGAAAAAAAGGUUCUUUCACGAUGUAAUCAAUAUAAAUUGAUGAAUCUUUUUAGACUAAAAUACCAUUAUCAUAUUUCUACCCACUUUUUAUUUUUAAUAGAAAGCUAUCGGUUGAAGUAAAAUCCUUUAAAAAGAAACAUUUAACGUACAAGAUAUUAAAUACGUAAAUAGUAUUGUUCUUUCGUAGGAAAAACGAAUAAAAUGUCAAUGUACGCUUCUAAAGUAUAGCGUAGAAAGAACAAUUGAAUUAAAUAGAAACUUCAUUAAUUAACCAUACCUGUUGUUUUCUAACUGCUCUUUAAACUAAGGAAUUAAUAUUAAUCAAAUAAUUAGCAUAACGUCAAAUAGAAUUCCUUCGAUUGUUACUUUCAACACUGUUCGGUUCAUUAAACUCGUCGUCAACGUACACUAUCACGAGCCAGCUCAGACCAAUUGCCACUUCUCAUCGAUUCGAAUGUUUUCCGUCGUAUUUUUCUAUAUCGUCGUGUGUUCACUCGAUCUACUCAACUAAAUCACUACGCGUUGCGUGUUAUUCUUCUUUAAAUUAAUUAUUAUUAGUAUCAAUAGUAAUAUUAUUUUUACUUGUCGCACCACGACCACGAUCGACACGUUCAUUUCAGUAAUUACUCAUAGUCUAUUAUGUUAAUGAUCAUUUAUCGAUAAUCGUGCCAAUCGAUAGUUCCACUUUUUUACCUAUUAUAUUACCGAUAUACUCUUUCCUCGUUCGAUGAUUAGUUUCCCCUAUUGUGUUUCAUGUUCUCUUCAUUGUAUUUAUAUAGCAUAUCGCUUUUUUACGUCACGUCGAGAACGACGACAUCGAUCGAUUGUCAUACAUCAGUGGCGUUACACACGGAAAUCAUUUCGAAAGCAAUGAAAGGCACUAUUUAGACGUUACGUGGACACUGGUAGUGGCACCGAUAAUAGUCAUAAAACGGUACGGUAUUUCCGCCUCGGAAGAUAAUUACAGCAAGUUUGCUUUGUCGCUCGCGUGCACGUUAUUGCGUAUUUUGUCAUUCGUAGGUUUCCACGUGAUUACGAUACGCUGACCCGAACUGUACUCGAUUCGAUAAUAGUCGAACAUUUCCAGCCAAUUUCACUCUGCACUUGUCAAUGCUUUCUGUUCGAACUUAUUCAGGAUUAUCACUAUUUCAUUGAAUUAUCGAUUAGUCGGCUAAGUAUGAAUAAGAUUCAGAUCAACACAGGGUUGGUCCUCCUGGACGUGUUCUCUAAUGCAACUGCAACCUCGAUGAUGAGUUUGAUCGGAUGAAGUAGAUGAAUAUUUAUUAAAAAGAGGAGGUAGCUUCACGUAAAAAAUGGCGAGUCUGCGUAAAAGUAUUCAAAAUCCCAUUGUCAGUCACGUUCUCUGAUUUUCGCUACCAUUCCUUACAUCGUACACUGGUCGGUUGGAUAUGUAAAUAAAAAGAUAUCGAUGACUUCGAAGAAGUGAGUUAAAAAGUAACGUUGUAUUUCAAUGUUAUUUUCGUUAUAUAGAACUUAUAAUUUCAACAUUCUUCUCAACUGUCCGCGUUAUUAUUCCGUCGAGACUAUUCGAUCUGACGUUUCGUUUAACAUUUAUGUAAAAGCUAGACGAAACAAACCGAUAAGAUAUACCUUGAGAAAAAGAACGGACAACAUUCGUUCCUUGUACAUACAAGCGCUCGUCGUAGCUUCUCGAUCGAUGCCGGGUGCUCGCGGCGCUUAUUUCUCUCUUUUUUCUUUCUUUCGUUUUUUUUACAUUAAAUCCUCCUGAAUUUCCUCAUUAAAGUUCUUUCUUUUUUUAAGUACAAUGCUGCAUUAAUAACAUGACUCGAA